AUGGCAAGCCCAAGAGUGUUAGGGACUGCUUUCCUGGUCUUGCUUAUUGUAGACAUCGCCUUUGCUGCUAGGACACUGCAGUCAAUUAGUGGAGGUGGAGGUGGAGGGCAGGGAGGAGGUGGUGGUGGUGGCUCUGGAUCAGGACUUGGGUCAGGUUACGGUUCUGGGUCUGGAUCCGGGAGCGGUGAAGGAUAUGGUGCUGGUGGUCGUGGAGGAGGCGGGGGCGGGGGCAGUGGCGGGGGCGGAGGUGGUGGCAGCGGCGGAGGCAACGGGUCAGGUUCUGGCUAUGGGUCUGGUAGCGGCUCAGGCUAUGGUUCUGGUAGUGGGAUAGGUGGUGGAAAAGGUGGCGGCGGCGGUGGCGGCAGUGGCGGCGGCGGCGGCGGCGGUGGAGGUCAAGGCUCUGGAUCAGGAAGUGGGUCAGGCUAUGGAAGUGGAAGUGGAAGUGGAAGCGGAAGCGGCGGUGGCAAGGGUGGGAAAGGAAGUGGAGGAGGAGGAGGAGGUGGUGGGGGUGGGGGAGGAGGAUCUGGCUCAGGCUCAGGCUCAGGUUAUGGAAGCGGGUCUGGUUAUGGCUCUGGAUAUGGAGGAGGGAAAGGUAAUUAA
Molecule: messenger RNA, 600 nt
Organism: Populus nigra (black poplar)
Lineage: Eukaryota; Viridiplantae; Streptophyta; Magnoliopsida; Malpighiales; Salicaceae
Product: glycine-rich cell wall structural protein 2-like
Exons: 1
Coding region: 1-600 (199 amino acids)
Source: RefSeq, a predicted model, not a curated record